UGAAAUGGGCUCCACUAAAAACACACAGCCACUGCAACUGCGGAGGGAAAGUCUGCGGCUGCGCCACAUUCCCAGCUGUGUGCAGAAACUUUUUGAACAUUUUCUACGCGUGUAACGGUGCAAGAAUAUGACCGAGCGUCUCCAAAUAACGCGCCUCUGUGCCGCACCCUGUCCUGCACCCUUGGCUUUUGGCUGUAACUCAAAGCUGUGGAGUUGACAGAAGGUAAUCCCCACCAUGUGAGGCCUCGGCCCCAGUUUGGAGGCGGGGUGUGAUUCAUUCAAAUCUGCCGGUGCUAUAAAAAGAGGGGAAGUUGCAAGUAACCCAACUUCAACCCACAGGACCGUGGCACCGAGCAGAGACCACAGUGGCAGUCCCUCCAGGUGAUGAUGAAUACCCUCAAAGCCAUUAAGAACGCCCUGGUCUGCCUGGUCCUGCUGCCACGCUUCCUCAUGGCAGCUGUCAUGUUCUGGCUGCUGGACUUCCUAUGCAUAAGGAAGCGGGUGUUUUUCAGGAUGAAGGAGCAGGAGGGCGAUGUCAUCGAUCCGCCUCUGUGCGUGUCAGACUCCAAUCGCCUCUUCAGCCUGGAGUCCCUUAAGGCUGUGUGGCACGGCCACAAACUGGACUUCCUGAAGGCUGCGCAUCUCGGACACGGCGCCCCCAACACCGAAGUGAUCCAGCUGGAGGAUCAGAAGCGCAGCCGCAUCCUCGAUUACGCAAACGCCAAGAGACCGCUCAUCCUCAACUUUGGCAGCUGCACCUGACCGCCGUUCAUGGCGCGGCUCAAGGCUUUCCAGGGAGUCGUGCAGCAGAACGCGGACAUCGCGGACUCUGUGGUGGUGUACAUCGAGGAAGCGCACCCCUCCGACGGCUGGAUGAGCACAGACGCGCCGUACCAGAUCCCCAAACACCAGUGUCUGGAGGACCGGCUGCACGCGGCGCAGCUCAUGCACCUGGAGGUGCCCGGCUGUCUGGUGGUGGUGGACAGCAUGGAGAACUCCUCCAACGCCGCCUACGGAGCUUAUUUCGACAGACUUUAUAUCCUACAGGAGGGGAAGAUAGUGUACCAGGGGGGCAGAGGACCUGAGGGGUACCGGAUCUCAGAGCUUAGAGACUGGCUGGAUCAGUACAGAAAACUGAGGGAUCAACCGAAUAACCGAGUUAUUAGUGUGUAGAUGAAUUCUACUUUUAGAGCUGCUAUGAUGAAACAAAUGCUGCAGAUUUUUCCAGUAUUAUAACCCUUAUUAGACACUUUAUCUCCGUCUAUAAUGUUUAAUUGUAUUUAUUUUUGUAAUUUGUCUGGAUGUUAGACUCCUGCCUGUCAUUUCUGGACAUCAAACAUCCUGUUAGGAUCAUCCUCAGAGGUUAGUUUGUUUUUUUUUCAUGUGCGUCAAAAGUUUUGUUUUGUUUUUUCCUCGCGCCUGUGAAGAAUCAUCCAGGAUGGAGACGUGCGCAUCUCUGCUCCUCGGUGUUGUUGUGAAGUUCGGUUUUUAAAUGGCUCAGCCCACAGAACCGACACUGAUGUUUGUAACACCGGGGAGCUCAG
Cheilinus undulatus (humphead wrasse) is the source of this 1544-nucleotide messenger RNA. RefSeq names its product iodothyronine deiodinase 3a (gene dio3a). NCBI's taxonomy places the organism in Eukaryota, Metazoa, Chordata, Actinopteri, Labriformes, Labridae. The transcript has a single exon. Gene Ontology annotation, molecular function: thyroxine 5'-deiodinase activity. The record is from RefSeq and is a predicted model, not a curated record.